Tremella mesenterica DSM 1558 is the source of this 342-nucleotide messenger RNA. RefSeq lists its product as uncharacterized. Lineage: Eukaryota; Fungi; Basidiomycota; Tremellomycetes; Tremellales; Tremellaceae. Bases 1 to 342 code for a protein of 113 amino acids. The transcript has 2 exons. The record is from RefSeq and is a predicted model, not a curated record.
AUGUAUCUAGUCUGCUGCAUCCGUCUGUCCCCUCCUCAGCUCCCUGGUAAUGAGACUCUCUGGCUGGGUCCGUCCAAGGGGUCAGACCACUCCGGAGUGGAACGUCUCCCAUUGGGUCUGAUCAGCACUCAGGGAAGCUGUCAGCUCAAGUGCGUAGGAGCCCUUCUUCCCAAAAGUUCGAAUCAGGCAUCUGUUGAGAGGGGGGAAGGUCUGGAAGAGAUUGGGGUGGUAGUGGGAAAUGUCACUCCUUUGCCUAUGCAACGAAUAGGGUCUUCUCCACUUGUCAAGACGUUUUUUGUGGCUGCUUCUAUGCCAGGUUCGGGAGGUGUCCGUCCUGAUUAG